CGACUGUCACUUCUAACGUCAAUCUCAAUCCCUUGCUUCAAGGAAGCCUUCGUUACUCUUCAGCAGGCGGAGCAAGUCCGGAAGCAUUGCUAGAUCACAACUCCAAGAGUUAACCCGAGUAGUGGACCAUGCAUGCGACAUCAUGACAAUCACCACCGUCUCACGCAUUACGGCGGAACGUCGACUUCCUACACCUCCUCCAGACGGUCAAGUACGCUCACAGCCACGCGUGUAUCCUGCUCCAGACUUCCCUUUCAAAGGCUGGCAACCGCCGCAAACCGAUGGGUAUCGGCAAAGCGCUGCGAACCCGGCUGAGAACGCCAUCAUCAUUGACAAUGGAGCCAGCACUGUCAAAGCCGGGUUUUCCUUCGAGAAGAAGCCUCGAUUCCUAAUCCCUCCGGUCGUUGCAAAAUUCAAAGACCGCAAGUACAACAAAUACUGCAUGUUUGUAGGUCACGAUGCCUACGCCGAUGCCACGACUCGUGGACAGAUCAGGACGGCUUUUGAGCAGUUUACCAGCAUCCCAACCAACUGGGAUAUUAUGGAAGGCAUAUAUGAUUACAUUUUCCUCAAGCUUGGAGUGGACAAUGAAGGGAGCGUAGGCCGACCACUGGUGGUCACUGAGCCGGUAGCAAACCUGGGCCAUAGCAGGAAGAUGAUGAACGAGAUGCUCUUCGAAUGCUACAAUGCUCCGAGUGUUACAUACGGCGUCGACUCUCUCUUCUCCUAUCGGUACAACAAGGGCACAUCUGGCCUCAUAGUGUCUUCUUCUCAUACGUCGACCCAUAUCAUUCCCGUCCUGGACCGAAAACCUCAGAUGCAAUCCUGCGCAAGACUGAAUUGGGGAGGAGCGCAGGCACAAGAUUACUUGCUAAGGCUCCUUCGUCUGAAAUAUCCAACUUUCCCAGGUAAAAUGACGACCGAGCAGAUGGAGCAAUAUAUCAAGCAAUACUGUUAUCUCUCCAGCGACUUCCCAGCUGAGGUUUCCAACUACCUCGACUGGUCUGGGCUAGAGGAAGAGCGUGACAUCAUCAUCCAAUAUCCGUUCACGGAGCAAGUGGUCAUCGAGAAAUCGGCUGAAGAGCUUGCAAGAAUUGCGGAGCGGAAGAAAGAGUCUGGACGACGACUUCAAGAACAAGCUGCAAAGAUGAGGCUGGAAAAAUUGAUCAGAAAGGAGCAGCAGCUCGAAUAUUAUCAGCAGCUGCACCAAUCCUAUAUUAAUGCUCCUACGAAAAAAGAACAGCGACGAAUUCUGGAUGACGAGGAACUCAAAGACGAAGCAGCAUUGGAGAGAAUCAUCAGGGACCUGGACAAGUCGAUCAAGAAAUCCAGAAACAAAGAUCUAGGAACAGUCGAAGAGGAGGAGAGCCUUGAAGAACAGUUAAACAAGUUCCCUCUUCUGGAUGUCCCUGACGAUCAGCUAGAUGAGGACGGCAUCAAGGAAAAGAGACACCAAAGACUGAUGAAAUCCGGAGUUGAGGCACGAAUUCGCGCAAAGGCGGAGAAAGAGCGUGAGCGAGCUAGAGCGGCGGAAGAAGAGAGACAAGACAUCGACCUGCGUGAAAACAAAUUCGACGACUGGCUUGCUGGCCGUCGUGACCAGCGGGACGCCCUCCUAGCCAAAGUCAAGGAACAAGCCAGAGCAAAAGCCGAUUCUGGUAAUCGAAAAGGCAUUGCUUCCCAGAUGCGAAUGAAGACUCUAGCAAAUCUUGCUUCAGAUGGCCCGAAGAGGAAGCGUCGUGGCGGUGGUGAAUACGAUGAUGACUUUGGCGCAAACGAUGACGACUGGGGAGUCUACCGAACCGUGGCAACCGAGCCUGCAAGCGAUGAUGAAGAGCCAGAAGAAGACCCAAUGGCUGCUUUGAAAGCCGUGGAAAGCGAACUCCUACAGUUCGACCCCGAAUUCUCUGAGAAAGAUACUAUUGAAGCGCAGAACGAUUGGACCAAAAGUGUCCUGCACGCCUUUCUGCGAGGUGCAAGGCCUGCAGACCCCGAAAGUCAGAGAGAGGCGAACCAGAUCCAUCUCAAUGUUGAGAGGAUUCGUGUUCCUGAGGUGGUCUUUCAGCCCGGGAUUGCUGGAGUUGACCAGGCAGGCCUAGUUGAAAUCAUUGAAGGUAUUGUCAUGGGUCGAUUUUCGGACGUUGCGCAACAAAGCGCGCUGCUCAAGGACGUCUUUCUGACUGGUGGUAAUACCAUGUUCACCUCUUUCGAGGAACGACUGAAGCGUGAGCUUAUUGCCAGCGUGCCAACCGACUUCGCCGUCAAUGUUCGCAAGGCGAGUGAUCCUGUCCUUGACGCUUGGAGAGGGGCGGCGAGUUGGUGGAGUUCUGGCGCCAGAACGGAGAGAGAAGCAGCCACAAUUACGCACGCAGAGUAUCUUGAGAAAGGAAGUGAUUACAUCAAGGAGCACGACCUUGGGAACUUCGUCGCGCCAUCAUUCAGCUUCGGAUGAGGGCACUCAACCAGACACCACUCACAGAAAUCUACUGACAGAGAUCGAAGUCGCGCUGUUGGAACCAGAGUACCCGGCGCCAAUUGUGGAACGCCUGGAGUUUGCCUCGGUGUCCUUGUUUCAGGGUCGAACCCCUGGCUUCCGACGUCUGAGAUGAUUGAGAGAGACGAACAGAGCGGGCUGUGACUGACUGCAGAAAGCGCAUGUCAACAACCCCUUACACGAAGAUGCUUCGUGUCAGAAUCCAUCACGGCUUCCGUGU
Molecule: messenger RNA, 2714 nt
Organism: Exophiala viscosa
Lineage: Eukaryota; Fungi; Ascomycota; Eurotiomycetes; Chaetothyriales; Herpotrichiellaceae
Product: actin beta/gamma 1
Exons: 3
Coding region: 143-2452 (769 amino acids)
Biological process (GO): regulation of DNA-templated transcription
Cellular component (GO): Ino80 complex; cytoplasm
Source: RefSeq, a predicted model, not a curated record